Messenger RNA from Scomber scombrus (Atlantic mackerel), 6262 nucleotides. RefSeq names its product ataxin-7. The coding region runs from base 245 to 3085 and encodes 946 amino acids. The record is from RefSeq and is a predicted model, not a curated record. NCBI's taxonomy places the organism in Eukaryota, Metazoa, Chordata, Actinopteri, Scombriformes, Scombridae. The transcript has 13 exons.
CACCAGGUGAAGACCUCCACAGAGGCUGAGCACUGCACUCGCUCUUUCCCACCGUCUUCUGUUCCCUUCUCCCAGUGCAUCCAGCUCAUUGACACCUGCCUGCUGUUACGUCUACACCUAGAGCACCCAGAGGCUCGACUUCCUCUCCUGUGUGUGUGGCAGCCAGUGAUCACCCAAACUGAUGAGGAGCUGCUGAUUGAGUUAAAAAUAAGUUCCUUUUUUUCUUAUUUGCUGAGCGGAAAGAAUGUCGGAAAGGGCCGAGGAUGACGUCAGGGGGGAGCAGCGCCGAGCGGCCAGGCAGCAGCUGAAGCAGCAGCAGCAGCAGAUCCAGCGGGGAGAAGGCUCCACAGCAAUGGCGACUGUUGCGGAGCGGAGAUCCUUGCCUAGUCCAGAAAUAAUGCUGGGACAGCCUUGGAGCAAGUGGGUCGACGCCGCCAAACUCCACGGUAACGACGGUGCUGAAUCGGAGGAAAGUUUUAAAGACCUCGGGAAAAAUCGAGAAGCCAUGCGUUUGUGCAGAGAAGACAUGCCCAUAUUUGGCCAGUGUCCCGCGCAGGACGACUUCUACCUGGUGAUGUGCAGCCACUGCAGUCAAGUAGUCAAGCCCCAAGCCUUCCAAGCACACUACGAGAGAAGACACAGUUCGGCCAGCAAGCCAGCUUCCACCUCGCCCUUCCCUGUGCCAGGCAGGAACCGGAGUAGCAGCGGCGGGCUCGGGUCCGUAGCUGGAGUGGCGAGUGGAGGGAUCCACGGCCGACCUUCCACCGCCGGAUCCAGCUUAUCCUCCUCUUCGACGUCCUCCUCCAAUCCCAAACUCCUCAAACAAGCCAAAGAUAAGCUGCAAGGCAUUCAGCGAAGACCUUCCUUCCCCUCCUUCAGGAUGCUCCCGCCAGAAAAAAUCCUCACCCCGGCUGUCAAGGUGGAGAAGAUGCAUCUGAAUGUGGACUCGUCAGCCAAAUUGGUGCAGGCCCCCACUGCCCCCGCCACCACCUCAUCCUCCUCUACAUCCUCCUCUAGCACCACUGUGAGCUCCAACACUACCACCAUCACCACCUCCUCUUCAUCAGCCCUUAAACCAGGCCUUAACUGUCCCUCCAUACCAAAGCCUCCCUUACUGGCCCCGGGUCCGAUCCCCAACGGCAAGGGCCACCUCUCAGUUCUCUCGGAGAAGAAGCAGGACAGCAGUAGCAGUGCCAGUAGCAGACGCCACAUUACCAAGAAAGUGGCAGAACGUGAGUUCAAUGCAGACAUCCACUGUGGCGUUGUGGAUGUGACGUCGCGGAAACAAUGCACAAGAUCUCUAACAUGCAAGACACAUUCCUUAAGCCAGCGGAGGGCAGUGCCAGGGCGGAGGAAGCGCUUUGACACAUUGCUGGCAGAGCACAAGAACAGAGCAAGGGAGCGGGAGAAAGACAAGGACAGAGAACCCCACCAACCCCAUUCCCAGCAAAACCCCCCUCUCAGGGAACCACACCCCUCCUCCCACCUCGCCGCUGCCCAUGACGCCCAUCAGGUGGCUCAUGGCAACGGCCCCGCCCCAGACGCCACUAAGCCUUUGCCGAUCGGCAAGCCCAAAUUUCACAGCCCUGGUCUUCCACGACUAAACAGCAGUCACAGCGGUAGUACCCCCGCAGACCCUGCGGUAGUCCAUGAGUCACCACACCAUCCCCAAACUGCCCUUGAUGGUUUUUCACGACCCUCCAGCGACGAGGGAGAGAACGAGGAGCGGGAGGAGAACGCUGAGAAACUGGACUGUCACUAUUCAGGUUAUCACCCUCGACCGGCAGCUUACUGUACCUUUGGAAGUCGACUGUUUGGGAGAGGCUGUUACUCCUUUGACCGGCGAUGGGACAGAGUGCGAUGUGCCCUAACCACAAUGAUGGAAAAGCAUGUCAACUCUCAAAUGUGGAAGAAAAUCCCCUUGGCCUUGGAGAACGCCUCUUCCGUUGCACCUACCCAUAGGACAAGCACAAAUUCCCAUGGUAGCACUCCCUCUUCAGGCUUCCUGGGCCCCCCUGCCACCUUGCCCCAGACUCCCUACAGCCAAUCCUAUGAGGGCAAGUCAAUGCUCUCCUAUGGGACCACCUUAAAUGCCCGCAGCUCCCCACAGGGCGGGGCUGAGCACCCUGCCUACGGCACCACACAGGCCCGACAAGUGUCUUCGUCGCCGCAGAUGCCUUCAGCCCACUCGUCCUCAUCCUCUUCUUCUUCAACUCCUUCCCUAGCCUCAGGCCGGGCGCUCAAGUCCCGUUCCUCCAGCAGCAGCAGCACUACCAAGUCGUCAUCGUCCUUCAGACCCAAGGAGAUCUCCUCCGGCUCCUCCACACCCGUCAUCCCCAACUCAACCGGCGGGGGCAACAGUGGGGCCAACAGUAACAGUAGCAGCACUAGUUUCAGCUCGGGGAAGAAGAGGAAGAUCAGCUCCAUCCUGUCUUCAUCCCACAGCUCCUCCGAAUCAUCCUCUUCUAAUGCCAACUACUCUUCCUCCUCCUCCUCUUUCAAGAAGAACUGUGCAAAUGUCGGCAGCUCAGGGAGCACCUACCACCACAGCUCACUAGGUCCUUCAUCCUCAUUGUCAUUAUCCUCCUCCCACAGCGGAGUCCACAGUGUGGGGCUUAACUGUGGCCCCAACGUGCGGACCAACUCACUAAGUCUCAAGGCCGAGCCCUCCGGAGGUUCGGCCGGUGGCUCCUCGGGGCCGUCGGCACGUGGUCCUCCCUCGGGAAGCCCCGCAGAGUCCAUCAAGCGCAUGAGUGUGGUAAUGAACAGCAGUGACUCCACCCUUUCCCUGGGGCCUUUUGUCCACCACCAGUCCUCAUCUGACCACCAUACCAGCUUCAGCCACCACUCCUCAGACGGGCGCCUUGAGGGUAAGAAGCGGAAAAGCUCUCCGGCCUCCAGCGGCAUUAAUAGCGGAGGUGGGGGAGGAGGGCUCGGAGGAGGAGGGGGAGCCGGACCAGGUAGACCCAAGGUGGCCAAGUCUCCUGCCAUCAACAACAUCCAUGGGAAGCAUGGGCGGAGCAUUCCAGGGACGCCAGGGCUGCCCAACAACUCCCAUUUACAUCAGCCAAAGGCUCGUCCCUGACAGCGGUGUCCAGCUUCUGCGUAUGGAACUGGCAGGCGGACGGGGAAUAGUCCGGAGCAGUACGAGGACCGCUCCGGACUGCACGAGGCCUUCUAAAAAAAUCAAACCCACAUUACUCUCAGCUUCCCACAAUCCUCAGGGUGGAGAUGAUCUGGACUGCCCAGUGAAGUCAAUGUGGUCCUUACUAUUUCUCCCAAAGCCAUGUGUGUGGGGGGGGGGAGGGAUGGUGGCACUGUAUGGGGGGAUGAGUCAAAGCGUGGAGCGAGCCGUCGGCCUCCCCACGCGUUGUCCCGGUAUUCCGAGAGGUCUUCCCGUCUGGUCGGAAGUAGGAAGAACGACAGCGACAGCCAUGGGUCUCUUGAGCUCAUCGGGCUCAGGUUAAAGGGCUGGCGCGAGCUCUGCCAUGACGAACCGCCAUGACGCUGAGCAACUGGGGAGACAACAAGCCGAUCUCUUCCGUGUUUGCUGAAGAAUGAGUGUGUGAAUGUGCGUGCGUGUACGAGUAUUUUUUCUCAUGUCAGAUUCUGCUGGACUACUGGAAUUUCCAACUUAAUUACACCCCCAGCGCCUGAUCUCAGAAGCCUUGGAAGGAGAGCAGGAGGAGCAACAAAAACCUGUUACUUGCAACACCUUAAACAACACACAAUCACCUUGUUGUUUCACCUUUCCAUUAGCGUGACUCUCUGGUGACACGUCGAGUAACCUCGGGGUUACAUGAGCCGGUUGGGACGAUCUGGUCAAUUCUUUUAUUACCCAGAAUAAUUAUGCAAGUGUUACCUUUUUAUGAUUUCUUAUGAGCUUUUUACACUGAACUACAAAGAGUCUUUGUAGAUGUGGUGAAGACAGUAAUGCUUUCAAAUGUGAAAAGGACGCCUGAUGUGCCCAUUCGAUUGAAUCUUUUGUCAAGAGAUAGUUUGGUCGAGAGGACACCUGUUUUAUCUGAAUCUUUUCAUUGUGCAAAAUGAUAGCCACAGUAGACCUACCCCCAACUGUGAACAGCACUAAAUAACUUCUUUCUCCACAGGCACUGCUUAGCUGUCCACAAAGCUAGCCAAAAGCUGCUAUCAGCUUUGCCAAUUACUUUAUUUUGUAACUAAAAAGGGUGGGUAGUCUUUCCCAUGAAGCAGCGAUGGUGCAUUGCCUGUGUGGAUAUCAAGAAAAUCUGUGCAAACCAUAUUAAUGCCACAACCUUUUCUCUAAUAACUCUUGAGAGAAUUACUUUGUACCCAUACAAGCUGUGUGAAACGCACAGCUGUUUGUGGGCAGAUGUGAAUUGUAAUGUUUGUUGUUUUUUUUUUCCUACAUAGGGAAUCAGGUAUGGUACGUCUUAACUGGAGCAAACUUUAUGCACGUCAGCUGUCUUUUGUGGGUAUGAUUGUCCCUCCUAUGUGUAACCACUACCCAAGCUCUGGAUGUUCAAAGUUUAAUGCCUCACCGUCAUACUACGUCGGUGUGGGAGUCGCAAACGAUUUGUCACAGUAGAAUGGAUAGCCAGGCAUUAUACUCUAUUCCUUUGACAUAAUGGAGUCUUAAAUCAGGCAAUACUUUCCCAUCUCGUUGGGACGUUUGCUUAUUUCGAGCGGUCUCGAGUGGGGUUAAUGGUGCGAGAUUCAUGGAGAUGGCUUCACGGGACUUAUUGAAACAUUUGGCAACACCUGUCAAUUUAUGGAACCUCCACUGAUGUCAGUUAGUGUGGAAAGUUAAAGGAGGCAAUUUCCUUUUUUUCUUUUUAAAAAAACAACUUUAAUUUAGCUUUUUUUCUUGUAGCCAAUGUAUCAAAACAAGUAUUGAAGUAUCCCUAUUUGAGAAUACAUAUUUUGUUAACAAAUUGUACAUAGUGAAAUAUGUAUUUUUGCACAGGCAUUUUUUCGUACACGCUGAAUUUUUUGGUACAAUUUAAAAAAAGAAAGAAAAAAAGUCAUUAUUUAUUUAGUAAACAAGAUGAAAAGUCAGAACUUGAUUAUUUGAAGUGGUUCACUGCCAAGUCGAUAUAAUGCAAUACGCCUACAUGUAGAAGCUGAAGCAUCUCAUGAAUCGUGUACUGAGAUCCUUUAAGGAACAAAGGUGAAGUGUUGCCACUGUAGCAUGUGUCUGUAUGACAGAGGAUACCUUUAUUCACUUUGCAAGGUCUCAAACACAUGUGCUUUUACAAUACAUUUUACGUUGCCUAUGAAUCAACACAACAACAACAAAAUGUUACUAUGUGACCCAAUUAGCCUGUGAUUUUGAAAAAUGUCAUGCAGGCUUGAAGUUGUGCCCGUUGUCUGACCAAUUUCCACGGACUCCUCAGUCAUACACUUCGUAGAUGGUGUACCGUAAAACACAUUUCACGAUUGAAAUACUGAAGUUCUUUUAUAAGGCUCAAGGGACUUUUAAGCAAUCACUGCAAGGAAGAAGAACACUUCAAACAGUUCACCUGCUUGCAUCGUCGUUGCCAAACAAGUAAUUAGAAACACAGCUUUUAAAGAAGUAGUUUGCAGCCUUUAAAAGAAAUAUCAAAUUAAAGAAAGUGCCUGAAUUUGUUUCACCCUUACUGUUUGAGGACAGUAUUCUUUGGGUUGUUUUACCUUACUUGAAUGUUCGAAGUGUUUAGGGAGUUUGCUUUUAAAUUUGCCUACGAACCCUAAAUGUGGUAAAACCUGAGCUUGUCAGCUGCCCAGUAUGAAACACUUUGUGUUGUGCGUUUUUUUUUUUUGGGUGGGUGGUGGGGGUUUAUCCAAGUUUUCCAGACAAGACGUUAAAAAAAUAUUUUCUGUUCUCGUCAAUGUGUGGCUUAAGCCCCCCUCUGGUUUACUGGGAGUUGUACAUUAAAACAUUCAAUCAAGUGUUUUUGUUUACCCUCAAACUCCACUGACAUCUCGUCAUGGUUUCCAGUCGAUGGAAACAUAGCGAGGUUGGUUUUUCUACUAGCACCAUAGACUUGGAAUGUGAAAGUGAGAGAGAGAAUACAGCUCGUGUCUGGGAGGAAAAAAUAAAUCCACCAUUCAUACUAUGUAAAAGCGUGUAUAGAAUUUUUUUUUUUUUUGUAUACAUUAUCAAAUCAUUUUCAGCUGGACUUAUGUAUUGGCUGCUAUGUAAUUCGUGAACAAAACAUAGGUUAGAAUUAAUAUUUAAAGAAAAAAAGAUUGUAUAGUAUAUUUGUUUUGUAACAAGUUUCUGUAAAUAAAAUAAUUUAUA